Molecule: messenger RNA, 1574 nt
Organism: Leptidea sinapis
Lineage: Eukaryota; Metazoa; Arthropoda; Insecta; Lepidoptera; Pieridae
Product: tRNA dimethylallyltransferase
Exons: 7
Coding region: 67-1509 (480 amino acids)
Biological process (GO): tRNA modification
Cellular component (GO): mitochondrion
Molecular function (GO): tRNA dimethylallyltransferase activity
Source: RefSeq, a predicted model, not a curated record
ACUUAUGUCAAAUGUCAAAACAAACACGAAGUUAGUUAAGUGUGUGUUAUCAUCAAGUGUUGUGUUAUGAUGGCUCUUCGGUCAGUGAUUUCGUCUAAAAUCCCGAUGGUGAUUAUAUUAGGUGCCACAGGAACGGGGAAAACGAAGCUGAGUAUCGAAUUAGCCCAAAGGUUUGAAACGGAAAUAAUCAGUGCAGAUUCUAUGCAGAUAUACAAAGGGCUUGAUAUAGUGACUGCAAAGGCUUCGCUCACAGAGAGGGAGCUGGUCACCCAUCACCUGCUCAAUAUAUUGGAGCCUCACCAGAACUUCACCGUCGUGGACUUCAGGAACAGGGCACUGGAAAUUAUUAACAAUUUGACAGCUCAAGAAAAAAUACCAAUUGUCGCCGGUGGCACGGUAUACUAUAUAGAAUCUAUUGUGUAUAAAAUAUUAGUUGAAGACAUGGACGACACAAACGCAUUGCUUUGGGAGAAAAGUAAACGUAAAAGAGAUUUCAAUGAUAUUGAUACUAAAGAAGAAUUCAAGAAGAAGGCUUUAGAUUGUGAAGAUCAUGAACAUGCUAAAUUUGAUUGUGCAGUGGUUAGAGAAAUGUAUGAUGAUAACGGUGGUUUGAAUAGGGAUAAGCUUUUAGAAGACAUUGAUAAUGAAGCACAGUUCACGAAUCAAGAAAUUCACGAUAGAUUGAGGGUUGUGGAUCCGGUUAUGGCGUCGCGUUUGCAUCCAAAUAACAGACGGAAAGUUCUGAGAUCGAUAGAAGUAUGGUUGAAGUCAGGUCGUCGGCACAGCGAGGUGCUGGAUGAACAGAAGACGAGCGAGGGUCUGCUGCGGAGACCUGGUGCUACCAUCAUAUUAUGGCUGACUUGUGAUAAGGAAGUUCACGAGGUGCGCCUAGAUUCCCGCGUUGAUGACAUGCUGCAGGCAGGUCUCAUCGAAGAAUUGCUCGCGUUCCACGAAGCACACAACAAGCACAGAAUCAAAGAUGGAACGCUUCCCGACUAUACUAAAGGCGUCUUCCAAACAUUAGGUUUUAAGGAGUUUCACGAAUAUCUUAUGAUGUCUGUUGAGGAAAAACAAAGUGAGGCGGGCAAGAAACUGCUGCAAGAAAGCAUAUUGAAUAUGAAAUUAGCAACCAAGCGAUUCGCAAGGAGACAAAACAAAAUGGUUCGGGGAAGAUUUCUAGAAAACUCUAGACGUGAGGUACCUCCAAUAUACCAACUCGACACUACAAACCUCGAUGAAUGGGACGAAGUUGUUAAAAACAAAGCUAUUCAUAUUAUAGAAGCCUUUAUGAAGAAUGAGACAUGCCAAUUUGAGCCUCUGAAGCCACAGUCGCAGCAAGACGAGGCCUCGAUAGACAGCCAUUCGUCUAACUUUUGUGAAGUCUGCAAGAGAUUGAUUGUAGGAGAUAAAGAGUAUGCCAUUCAUUUAUUAUCUAAUAGGCAUAAAAAAGUAUUAAAAAAACAUCUUUCAGGGAAAAUUCCUGAUAAAAAUGAGGGGACAGAUGUGUGAAUGAAGAACACAUGAUUAGUAAUCCCUACCUAAAAUAUAUUUUGAGUAUAAUUUAUAUUUGUUUA